AGGUUGUUGAGGCAAACCUGCAGCUGCGGCCCACUGAACCUCACCGUGACACUUCAGCUGUCAGUCUGCCUCCCAAUGCUGGUGAGCUGAACAGAGCCUGGUGCGAUGAUCAGGUUCAGUCUCCAGACCCGUUCAGCUCCCAGUCUGAGGUACUGUACAGUGCUGAGGAAUUCUCUCAUUUUAAUGAUACUGAGGACCAUCUCACUGGAACUCAGGUAAGGGCUAAUUCAUUGUGGAAUUACAAAAUGUUGUUAACUGCAGUGACUAAUUUUGUGUUUGUGUGUAUUAAGGUCGAUGAGGCCGUACGAUGAGCUGCUGCCCACCGCAUCUCACGAUGACCCUUCACCUUUCGUUCUGAUAAGCAAACUAUUCAUUUAUUUACUAAACCCAAUCACUGCAGUUUACAAGGUUGUGGGGUGGUUUUUGGUUAAGGAAAGCGACAGAACGUUAGACGUGUUAGUAUGAAACUGCCAUGAGAAGAAGCACUUAUGAUCUUUAUGCUCUACUUUUUACAGCCUCUCACCGCUGGAAUACUGGACCUCGCCUGGAAGAACAUUCAGUUCCUCUCUGCUGACUACUUCUGCUCCCAGUCUUGGUCAGUGGAAAUGAAGACCUACUUCCUCAGGAUGAUAAGGGGUCCGGAGAGUGUGGUCUGCUGGUUUAAUACCACCAAGACCUGCUUCUUGAACCACAUGGGAAUCCCUUAUGAUGCCUGUGUUGAGGACUCUUUCACUGGCAUUAAGAGCGUAUCUGGGAGGGUUACAGAAUACAUCUGCUGUAACCUCAUGGAAUCAUCCGUCAUUGUGGCACUGCAGGAUUUUGUGCACCUCUUUAAAAAGGUGACCUGCACAUACCUGCAUGUGUUUGAAGAUGGGCAGGUGGACACCGCCACUUGGGCAACGCGAGAUGUUUGCUCUCCUCACAAUUCACAGAGCAACUCUGAGGAUUGUGAGGAGAGAUUUAGCCCAGAGGAGAUGGAGGUGCCCUUUAUUAGCUGCCUACUAUCGGACAGAGAGGUGACUGAUAUCGGCUUGAAGCUGCCUGCUCUCCGCCAGGCGUCUGAUACUGUGUUAGACUGCAUGCUUAAUCUGAACUUCCUGUUUCUGACCGGAAAGAAGAUUGUAAUGCAGCUGGCAGCAGCUAACAACCAGAACCCAGUUCCCGUACGGUUGGCCUACGAGGCGCUGAUUCGGUUCCUGAGGACAUCGUCUAACCAGGAAUCGACUGCAGCAGAGCUCUCCGGGGCCGGGCUUCAUCAUUUCAACUUUUUGGAUGUGUUCUACGAACUGCUCAUCGUCGGCUACUACGGGAACGGCUUUGUACCUGAAACAAGUGAGGGAGGAUUCUUACAGCGGCUGAUGGAACUUGUCAGCAUGUGGGACCUGGAUGUGUGGGAGCCUGCAGCGGAGCUGUAUUUUACAGUGCUUAUUGAUCAGCUGACAGAACUUCUAGAAGUUCUGUUUUCUCAGCCCCUGGAGCUGACCCAGAAGCCUUGGCCACUGCAGUUACACGAACCAUCAAGCAGCAUGUCCAGCUGAUGAUGAACACUUUGGAGAAGCUAUGAGCUAUGUAGUCCCUUAACCCUACACCUCCCCAUUCCCUGCCAUCCCUCACCCCAAACACACACACACACAACAAAGUAAUAAUGUUUUUAAUACUGGCCACAGCAUAGUUUUAAGUCAUUAUACGCUCACCAUCCACUAAUAAGAACAUCUGUAAACCUGCCCAUUUAUGCAUUUAUUGUACAGGUGUUCCUAUUAAAGUGGACAGUGAGUGUAAGUUAUACUUAAGUUAAUUCCCUUUUCAUCCAUCCAUCACAUUUCAUACUUCUUUCCAUUAUUAACCCCACAUUUACCCCACAUAGCUCAAGCUCUCCACAGGUAGGUAUAAAUACAUUUUGUUAUGUUUUACCUACCACUGUAUAUAAAUCUCUCUUCUUGUCUGUCUUAACAGGUCUGCAAGAGUUAAGGGCAUCAUCUUUAGCCUGUGUAGAGUUUUUCUGUUUCCCUUUAUCAAUCCCACUACCCCAAUUACCCCCUCAUCCCCCUAUGUAGAAUGUAGACACUGUACCCUGUAGAUCAUCUGUAA
Hemibagrus wyckioides is the source of this 2088-nucleotide messenger RNA. RefSeq lists its product as uncharacterized. The transcript has 13 exons. The coding region runs from base 489 to 1538 and encodes 349 amino acids. Gene Ontology annotation, biological process: mitochondrial fusion. The record is from RefSeq and is a predicted model, not a curated record. Lineage: Eukaryota; Metazoa; Chordata; Actinopteri; Siluriformes; Bagridae.